AUGAGUUACUCGAAGAAGGAUGAGGAUGGCGACCAGACCAUCUUCAAGGUCGACCGUUCCACGGUGUUCCAGGAGGCUCGCAUAUUCAAUACCUCUCCUAUAUCGCCUCGAAAAUGCCGUAUCCAGUUGACCAAAAUCACAUAUCUCUUGCACACCGGAGAACGCUUCCCCACACCCGAAGCUACCACGCUGUUUUUCGGAAUCACAAAGCUGUUCCAGCAUCGUGAUCCUUCGUUACGGCAGAUGGUAUACCUCGUCAUCAAGGAGCUUGCGAGCACGGCUGAGGACGUGAUCAUGGUCACUGCUUCUAUCAUGAAGGAUACCGCGGUUGGAAGCGAUGUCGUGUACAGACCGAAUGCUAUCAGAGCAUUGUGCAGAGUUAUUGAUGCGACGAACGUUCAAGCUAUAGAACGUCUUAUCAAGACCGCGAUUGUUGACAAGACUCCAUCUGUCUCGUCCGCUGCUCUUGUUUCUUCUUACCAUCUCCUUCCGCUCGCGAGGGAUGUGGUUAGAAGAUGGGCCAAUGAAACCCAGGAAGCUGUUCUCUCGAACAAAUCUGGUGGUGGAUUCCUCGGACUGGGUUCUUCGUCCUCCUCGAUCGGUCCCCCAACUGGAUACAUGACACAGUACCAUGCUAUCGGUUUACUCUACCAGAUGCGUGCACAUGAUAGAAUGUCCCUGGUCAAGAUGGUUCAACAAUUCGGUUCGCAGAACGCGAGCGCGAUCAAGAGCCCUGCUGCUGUCAUGAUGCUCGUUAGAUUGGCCGGAAAGAUCGCUAUCGAAGACCCCAACCUCAGAAAACCAAUGGCACAGCUUCUCGAGGGUUGGUUAAGACACAAGAGCGAGAUGGUCAACUUCGAAGCCGCGAAGGUUAUCUGCGAACUCCCCGACGUGACCGAUGCGGAGGUUGCACCGGCAGUUCAUGUCUUGCAACUCUUCUUGACUUCUCCACGUGCGGUCACCAAGUUCGCUGCUAUUAGAAUAUUACACCAUAUCGCUUCCUUCAAGCCGAAUACCCUCCAGCAUUGUAACAUGGACAUCGAAACUCUUAUUUCGAACUCGAACCGAUCUAUUGCUACUUUUGCUAUCACCACCCUGCUUAAGACUGGAAACGAAGCAAGCGUUGAUAGGCUUAUGAAGCAGAUCUCUGGAUUCAUGGCUGAUAUUACAGAUGAAUUCAAGAUCACUAUCGUCGAAGCCAUCAGGACGUUGUGCUUGAAAUUCCCAAGUAAGCAGGCUGGUAUGCUUGCUUUCCUUAGCGGUAUUCUCCGCGAUGAAGGUGGCUAUGAGUUCAAGAAGAGUGUGGUUGAGAGCAUGUUUGAUCUCAUCAAGUUCGUUCCAGACAGCAAGGAAGAAGGCAAGUUGUUUAUCGAGGAUUGUGAAUUCACCAAGCUUGCCGUCCGUGUUCUUCACCUACUUGGGCAAGAAGGUCCCAAGACAUCGCAUCCGACAAAGUAUAUCAGGUACAUCUACAAUCGUGUCGUCCUUGAGAACGCUGUUGUCAGAGCUGCAGCUGUCACUGCUCUUGCCAAGUUCGGUGUUGGACAGAAGGACGAGGAAGUUAAGAGGAGCGUUGUCGUUCUCCUUACCAGGUGUUUGGAUGACCCAGAUGAUGAAGUUCGUGAUAGAGCUGCUUUGAACCUCAAACUAGUGACUGGUGCAAGUGAAUAUGGUGCCAAGUUUAUUCAUAAUGAUUCUAUCUUUUCGCUGCCAAUUUUCGAGCACCAGCUUGUCAUGUACGUCACCGGCGACCAAUCCACCUUCUCGAAGCCCUUCGAUAUCGCCAGCAUCCCAGUUGUCACCCGCGCCGAAGCCGAUGCAGAGGACAAAUCAAAGAAGAUGCGCCCAGCUUCCGACAUGCCAACUCUCAAGGCCCCAACAAUCAGCGCCCCAGGAGCCCGUCCAUCUGCUGCACCCAUCUCCGAGGCCGCUGUCAAUGCCGCUGCCGCUUCCCAACAAUAUGCUGCCACUCUCUCUGCCAUUCCGGAAAUCAAGGCUCUCGGCCAGCUUCUCAAAUCCAGCAGAGUCGUCGAGCUUACCGAAGCGGAAAUGGAAUACGUCGUUACCUCGGUCAAGCACAUUUUCAAGGACCAUAUUGUCUUGCAAUACAAUGUUAAAAAUACAUUGACCGAUUCCGUCCUGGAGAAUGUGACUGUUCAAGUUACCGUAGCAGAGGAAGACGAAGAAGAGCCAUUGGUCGAAGAAUUCUACGUCCCGGCGCCAAAGAUUGCAGUCGAUAGUCCCGGAACUAUCUACGUAGCCUUCAAGAGACCACAAUCAGAGGAAGGAGCAGGAUAUACCACCACCACUUUUAAUAACGUCCUCAAGUUCACGACUAAAGAGAUUGAUCCUUCGACCGGUGAAGCCGAAGAUGGUGGAUAUGAUGAUGAAUACGAAGUUGAGGAUUUGGAGUUGACCGGUGGUGAUUAUGUUGUCCCUGCGUUCUGUGGUAACUUUGGAACUGUUUGGGAGCAGGUUGGUACUGCUGGUGAGGAGGUUACGGAGACUUAUGGAUUGCCACAGGAGAAUGUGAAGAAUCUUGAGGAGGCUUGCAAUCUCCUCGCAUCAGCUCUAUCGCUACAACCGAUGGAAGGCACCGACGUGCCCAUGUCUACGACCUCGCAUGUACUCAAGUUGUUUGGAAAAACUAUCUCAGGUGGGAGGGUUGUUGCUAUGGUUAAGAUGGUGUUUUCGUCGAAGAGUGGGGUUACGGUUAAGAUUACGGUUAGAAGUGAGGAGAGUGGGGUUGGACAGUUGGUUGUUAGUGCUGUUGCGUAA
This is a messenger RNA of Orbilia oligospora ATCC 24927, 2778 nucleotides long. RefSeq lists its product as uncharacterized. Lineage: Eukaryota; Fungi; Ascomycota; Orbiliomycetes; Orbiliales; Orbiliaceae. The transcript has 6 exons. The coding region runs from base 1 to 2778 and encodes 925 amino acids. Gene Ontology annotation, cellular component: COPI vesicle coat; endoplasmic reticulum-Golgi intermediate compartment; Golgi membrane. Gene Ontology annotation, molecular function: structural molecule activity. The record is from RefSeq and is a predicted model, not a curated record. Gene Ontology annotation, biological process: intra-Golgi vesicle-mediated transport; intracellular protein transport; endoplasmic reticulum to Golgi vesicle-mediated transport.